CCCUAAUCCAAAUCCACCUCUCUCAACAACAAUGCUUCCCAAUUCUCAAUCCUCCUCACUCCACACACUCUCCUUCAACCAAGACCACACCUGCUUCUCCACCUCAACAUCCACAGGCUUCCGUGUCUUCACCUGCGAUCCCCUCCGCCAUCUUUUCCGCCGAAUAUUCCCUUCCGACGGUUUCAACCACGUCGAGAUGCUUUUCCGUUCAAACAUACUCGCUCUCGUCGGGAAUGGCUCUCACCCUCACUUCCCUCCUAACAAAGUCAUAAUCUGGGAUGAUCACCGCGGCGAGUCAUUCGGUACGUUAACAUUCCGAACCUCUGUUCGCGGUGUUCGUCUCCGGCGAGAUAUGAUUGUAGUUGUAUUGGAGUUUAAGGUUUAUGUUUACAAUUUCAAGGAUUUCAAGGUUAUUAGUCAGGUGGAGACUUUUUCGAACCCUAAGGGGCUUUGUGUUGUUUCUCAGCUCGCUGAUUCGAUGGUGAUGGUGUGUCCUGGAUUGCAGAAAGGUCAGGUUCGUGUGGAUCAUUAUGCGAAGAAGAAGAUUAAUUAUGUUUGGGCUCAUGAUUCGAGUUUGGCGUGUUUUGGUCUCACGAUUGAUGGAAAGUUUCUAGCCACUGCUAGUACUAGAGGAACGCUUAUUCGUGUUUUCGAUACGGAGAAUGGUGCUCUGCUUCAGGAAGUAAGAAGGGGUGCAAAUGCAGCAGAGAUCUACAGUUUGGCAUUCAGUUCUACUGCUCAGUGGUUAGCAGUCUCAAGUGACAAGGGUACCGUCCAUGUUUUCAGCCUUAAGGUUAAUAAUAGCAACACAGAGCUUGAGAAGUCACAGAGUUCAUCAAAUUCUGCUGAUGCUUCCAUUGCAUCAUUCAGCUCAUCUCUACCAUUCAUUAAAAUUAAAGGAGUAUUGCCAAAGUAUUUCAAUUCAGAGUGGUCAUUUGCUCAAUUUCACUUAAAUGAAGACUGUCGCUGCACUGUUGCAUUUGGCGACCAAAACAAUACACUCACAAUUCUUGGCAUGGAUGGAAGCUUCUAUCGAUGUCAGUUUGACCCAGUGCAUGGUGGAAAGAUGACUCAACUUGAAUCUCAUAACUUUCUAAAACCAGAAAUAGCCUCGUGAGAUGAUACGUUAGAUGAAUCUGCAAUAAUAUCUGUGCUGGCGUUUCAAUCGUUAGUUAUAGUUCUUUACUAUGAAUCUAAUUAGACACAUUAUUUUGUAGAUGUAGGCAGAACUAACAUUACCAUCACCUUGAUGGCUUGAUAGAAAGAUGGAAAGAGUAGCUUAGUGAGUGGAUGAUUAAACAACUUUAUGAGAGUUUUAAUGAUUCAUUAGCCCUCAGAAAAUGGAUGAAAUUAUGCCUUUUAGUCAUGCCACCAUUCACAUUAAUGCUUGAUCCGUCUUUAAUGUGAACGUGAGAAGUAGAAAUUUUUGUGAAGAUCUUCAAGAGGUUGAACUUAUAGCAUAUUCUGAAGGUUUUUUUUGACAAGCAGAUACUAAAGGUUGUAAAUUUCAAAUUUUGGUUUUCAUUUUGAUAUUCAAGCAAUGUACUCUUUUCUGUCUAUUA
Trifolium pratense (red clover) is the source of this 1562-nucleotide messenger RNA. RefSeq names its product autophagy-related protein 18a-like. The record is from RefSeq and is a predicted model, not a curated record. Gene Ontology annotation, molecular function: protein binding; phosphatidylinositol-3,5-bisphosphate binding; phosphatidylinositol-3-phosphate binding. Gene Ontology annotation, cellular component: cytosol; phagophore assembly site membrane; extrinsic component of membrane. NCBI's taxonomy places the organism in Eukaryota, Viridiplantae, Streptophyta, Magnoliopsida, Fabales, Fabaceae. The transcript is spliced from 4 exons. Bases 32 to 1117 code for a protein of 361 amino acids. Gene Ontology annotation, biological process: autophagy of mitochondrion; nucleophagy; protein lipidation.